UGGAAGUCCCCGGCGCAGUUGAGGCAAAUGGGAACCGGCGGGCGGAGCGGGCCGCGGCCCGCGAAAGGGAGCGUCGAGGGGGCGGCAGCGACUCCUACUGCCGCCUCGGCCUCCUGCCAGUACAGGUGCAUCGAAUGCAACGAAGAAGCGAAGGAGCUAUACCGAGACUAUAACCACGGUGUGCUGAAGAUAACCAUCUGCAAAUCCUGCCAGAAACCUGUAGACAAAUAUAUCGAGUAUGAUCCUGUUAUCAUCUUAAUUAAUGCCAUUUUAUGCAAAGCCCAGGCCUACAGGCAUAUUCUUUUCAAUACUAAAAUAAAUAUCCACGGAAAACUCUGCAUAUUUUGUUUGCUCUGUGAAGCAUACCUGAGAUGGUGGCAGCUUCAAGAUUCAAACCAGAGCACUGACCCUGAUGACUUGAUUAGAUAUGCUAAGGAGUGGGAUUUCUAUAGAAUGUUUGCUAUUGCUUCUUUAGAACAAACGGCCUUUUUUAUUGGCAUUUUUACUUUUCUGUGGGUCGAACGACCCAUGACAGUGAAAAAAAAGCUCAACUUCAUUUUACUGCUGAAAGCAUUAUUGUUAUCUAGCUAUGGAAAACUCCUGCUGAUUCCAGCUGUCAUUUGGGAACAUGACUACACACCUCUGUGCCUCAAACUGAUUAAAGUGUUUGUCCUUACGUCAAAUUUUCAGGCAAUUAGAGUGACCCUGAACAUCAAUCGGAAACUGUCUUUGUUGGCCAUCUUGAGUGGAUUACUGUUGGAAAGCACCAUGGUCUACUUCUUCCAGAGGAUGGAGUGGGACAUUGGAAGUGAUUGUGCCAUCUAUAAAUCUCAAGACUUUUGAAGAGUUUUAUUCUUCUUUACGAUUUAUGCUGUGACCAGCUUCAUCUGAAAAAGACAAGACAUGAAAUAUAAACCAAGCUACUUGUUUGUAAUGAGUAAAAUGAAGCAAAGAUUUGGAAACAUUUCCCAAAAAUGAAAGCAAUGAUUAUGGCAGUGGAAACCCCCCACCUCCCGGCCCAUCCCCACACUCAAGAAUCAGCUGAACCACAUACAUACAAAUACACACAGACUUACGUAGAAACACACAGCCACAAGGAAUGUUGCUAGAGGAACUGAUGUAUGCAGCAAGUGGAGAUUUAUUCAUUAGAGACACCUCAGGUAAGCAUUUGAAUUUAAAGAGGGAGAAUCCGAUUUCAUAAUUCAUAUAAAUAAAAUAUCUGUGUUUCAUUCCUUUGACGUGUUUAUAUGGUUUUAAUUUAAGUGUAACAUUAUUGGCAUUAUAUAUUUGAAAUAAUAUAUUAAUUUCUUAAAACAGUAGAAACUUUUAAUAAAGUUUUCAGAAUAAAUUGAGUUUUUGUUAAUUUUCUAUUCCGUAUCUUCCCUUAUAACUAAAUUACUCCCUAAAAUUAGCUAAUCCAAAAUUAAAUAAGAUGCUAAAAUCCACUGAAUUACACACUUUACAGGGAUGAAUUUUAUGGUUGUAAAUUAUCUCUCAGUAAAGCUGUUAUUUUUAAAAAACAGAUAAGAUGGCACAUCUUUUCACUCUGUCUGUUUCAUUCAUUCAACAAAUAUUUACUGAGCACUUACUAUGUGUGUUAGACACUGGACUCGGUAGUGAAUAAGACAUGGCUGUCUUAAACUUACAGAGUAGUGAUGGAUCCAGAAAUUUGACAGUGUGACAAGUGCUAUAAUGAGAAAAGCAGAGGGUACUAGGGAAAUCCAGAGUAGGAACACCUAUCCCAGCAGGGGAAGUCUUCCAAGAGGCCUGGGAAAGGGAAGGAGCUGCCCAACUAUCCCUGCUAGGGAGAAGAACAAUACAUGGGAAGUCCUAGAGGGCAGAGAGUGUGUAACAUGCUAUCAUAUGCAGAGAACUGGAGGUACACCCUACAGCUGUGUAGAGUAUGGGAAGUAGUUUUUUUUUUUUAAAUGAUGCUAGAAGGUCAUGUAAAGGUCAGAUUAUAAGAGGCCUCAUUAUUUACAACUUAUUCAAAGGACAGUGAAACCAAUACAGACAGUUAGAAAACUCCAAAAUAUAAAUUAGGAUAAUAUCACACAGUAGCCACAGGCUAGAGGAGAUUUUUGACCACCAGAGGGAGCCUGUAAAUGUUAAGAAGAGAACAUGGCUCACAAGCAGACAACGAAAAUGGAAAACAAGUAUUAGAAACCCCUUUCCCUGUAUCAGUGAGGUGUCAAAGAGCAAGUUAACACUGUGGAUGUAUGUUAAAGGACUGGUUUAAACCUGCAAGGUGUAAAUGAAACGCAUCUUGCCCAUCUGUAAUUUUAGACUGCAUUCAGCACAUUGUUUAUCACAGCACUCCUUGGAGUGACAGAAAAAAGGGUACGGCUCCAGAGAGAAGGCAGACUUCUUUCAAGGUGGUCAGCUAGGUACACUGGAGAGAAGGUAAUUCUCUCCCUUCCCAACAUUCUAGCCACUGCCAAGCCUAGGGAAUUAAUCUUGUACUGUCCUCU
Molecule: messenger RNA, 2471 nt
Organism: Loxodonta africana (African savanna elephant)
Lineage: Eukaryota; Metazoa; Chordata; Mammalia; Proboscidea; Elephantidae
Gene: ARV1
Product: ARV1 homolog, fatty acid homeostasis modulator
Exons: 6
Coding region: 28-843 (271 amino acids)
Biological process (GO): sphingolipid metabolic process; regulation of plasma membrane sterol distribution; sterol metabolic process
Cellular component (GO): cortical endoplasmic reticulum; Golgi apparatus
Source: RefSeq, a predicted model, not a curated record